AUGGACGUCGUCGUCGUUGGUAGCUGUAAUACUGACUUGUCAAGUUAUGUCUCUCAUCUCCCAAAAGAAGGAGAAACCGUAAUAGGUUACAAGUUUGAUACUGGCUUUGGAGGUAAAGGGGCAAAUCAAUGUGUAGCUGCAGCAAAACUUGGAGCUAAAGUGGCCAUGAUUGGUAAACUUGGUAGUGACUUAUAUGGGCAAGAGUAUCUGAACAACUUAAAGGCUUACGGUGUGAACUGUGAUUACAUGGGCAUAGAGGAUGGUGAAUCUACAGGUGUUGCUGCAAUAUCUGUUGCUGAUAAUG
Candidula unifasciata is the source of this 304-nucleotide messenger RNA. The record is from the annotation of a GenBank genome assembly. NCBI's taxonomy places the organism in Eukaryota, Metazoa, Mollusca, Gastropoda, Stylommatophora, Geomitridae.